Messenger RNA from Purpureocillium lilacinum, 1452 nucleotides. RefSeq lists its product as uncharacterized. Gene Ontology annotation, biological process: intracellular calcium ion homeostasis; calcium ion transmembrane transport. Lineage: Eukaryota; Fungi; Ascomycota; Sordariomycetes; Hypocreales; Ophiocordycipitaceae. The record is from RefSeq and is a predicted model, not a curated record. Gene Ontology annotation, cellular component: fungal-type vacuole membrane. Gene Ontology annotation, molecular function: calcium:proton antiporter activity.
AUGUCCAACAAUCACAGUCACGCGGCCCAGCAGGGUAGCAGCGAGGACUCGCCGCUCCUCCCCACGUCCGCUGCCCACGGCAUAGGCGGAAUCGCUGCCGAAGGCGAAAGCGGACGGCAUGGGUUCGACCCGCGCCAAUUCUUCAUCAUACUCUGGCGAAGCUCCUGCACGGCUUCCAAACUGGUCAACUUGCUCUGGCCUUUUGUCCCGGUCGCACUGCUGCUGCACAUCUCCCCGGGCCUUCAAUCAUGGAAGUUUGUGACGGCCUACAUUGCGGUCAUCCCGUCAGCGAAUCUGCUUGGCUUUGCAGGCCAGGAGUUUGCGCGGAAGAUGCCCAAGGUCGCCGGCAUACUCAUCGAGACGACGUUUGGCUCCAUCAUUGAGAUCAUCUUGUUCAUUGUCCUAAUCAGCAAGCAUCGAUCGGACUCGACUGGCAACGGCGACGAGGGGAACCUGAUCCCGAUUAUACAAGCUGCGAUUCUCGGAAGCAUCCUCACUAACCUGCUGCUCUGUCUCGGCUUGUGCUUCUUCUUCGGCGGCCUUCGCAACGCCAGCCAGAAAUUCCAUGCCAUCGUUUCCGAGGUCGGGACCGGACUUCUCCUCGUGGCAGCCUUUGGCCUGCUGAUUCCGAGCGCCUUUUACUCAGCCCUCAAGGCAGAGGUGGUUCCCGAGAUCCCAGGAUUCAGGCGUCCGGACGAGGCAUUCACCGAGACUAAGCUCCGUGAAGAUGUACUGCGCAUCAGCCAGGCGACCUCGAUUGCUUUGAUGGUGGCCUUCUUGUUAUACACGUGGUAUCAGGCGAGCAGUCAGCAUAGCAUCUUCGACGAGGUGAUCGAACAGGACGAGCAUCGCGACACCGACAGACACGAGGACAUGGCCAAGCCCAAAUUCACCAUGACGGAAGCGCUGCUGGCGAUUGGACUGUCGCUUAUUCUUGUCACGGUGCUGCUCAUCCUUCUCGUCGAGCAGAUCGAACACGUCGUAGAGAGCGGCGUUCCUGAUCAGUUCCUUGGUCUCAUCCUGCUCCCUCUUGUGGAGAAGUCUGCUGAGCACCUGACCGCCAUAGAUGAAGCUUGGGAUGGAGUCAUCAAUGUCGCACUAUACCAUUGCCUUGGCCCGUCCAUUCAGACUGCUCUCUUCAACGCGCCCCUGGUCGUGGUUGUCGGCUGGAUCAUUGGCAAACCCAUGGAUCUCAACUUCGAGAUUUUCAUGGUGGCGCUACUCGUUCUGUCGAUUCUCGUCGUUGGCAACUUCCUUCGCGAUGGCGAGUCGAACUGGCUCGAAGGCGCUCUGCUAGUGAUUGUCUACAUCAUCAUCGCAAUCGCCUGCUGGUAUUAUCCCAACCCCGAUGUGGCGACGUCGAACAGCAUACCGGGACUGCGACUAGACAAGGCGACGCUUGGGGCUGAUGGCGUUCGGGAAUUGCGACAGCUGCUCUCGCAGGAGCUGUAA